CUUCUGGUGGAACUUAAACGCAGCAUCACUGAUGACGUUAUAGAAGGAAGAUAAACAUGGCGUCCGGACAGCAGUGGGUGUUGGUGGAAAUGGUGCAAGCGUUUUAUGAGGCUCCUGCCUAUCACCUGAUCCUGGAGGGCAUCCUCAUCCUGUGGAUCAUCAGACUUCUCUUCUCCAAGACCUACAAGCUUCAUGAGACCUACAGACUGACAGAGAAGGAAAAGGAGGACCUGAUUGAGGAGUGGCAGCCAGAGCCUCUCGUUCCUCCUGUAUCCAAAGACCAUCCCUCCCUCAGUUAUGAUGUUGUCACAGGACCUCCCAGCCACAACAUCAUAAUCAAUGGGAAAGAGUGCAUUAACUUUGCAUCAUUUAACUUCCUGGGUCUCCUCGACAACGAGCGGGUUAAGCAAAAAGCUUUGGCAUCGCUGAAGAAAUAUGGAGUGGGCACAUGUGGUCCAAGGGGCUUCUAUGGAACCUUUGAUGUUCACCUGGAGCUGGAGAGUCGUCUGGCCAACUUCAUGAAGACAGAAGAGGCCAUCAUCUAUUCCUAUGGCUUCGCAACCAUCGCCAGUGCAAUCCCUGCCUACUCCAAGAGGGGCGACAUCAUCUUUGUGGACGAAGCCGCCUGCUUCUCCAUCCAGAAGGGUCUCCAGGCGUCCCGCAGCUUCAUCAAAUACUUCAAACACAACGACAUGGAGGAUCUGGAGAGGCUGCUCAAGGAACAGGAGCUGGAGGACCACAAGAAUCCUCGCAAAGCUCGAGUGACCCGCAAGUUCAUUGUAGUGGAGGGGCUGUACAUCAACACUGCAGACAUCUGUCCUCUCCCAGAACUGCUGAAGCUCAAGUACAAGUACAAGGUGCGGAUCUUCCUGGAGGAGAGCAUGUCUUUUGGUGUGUUGGGAGAACAUGGCCGAGGAGUCACAGAACACUUCGGGGUCAAUAUAGAUGACAUUGAUCUGAUCAGUGCCAACAUGGAGAACGCCGUGGCGUCCAUCGGAGGCUUCUGCUGCGGACGCUCCUUUGUCAUCGACCACCAGCGUCUGUCGGGCCAGGGCUACUGCUUCUCUGCCUCGUUGCCUCCCAUGCUGGCUGCUGCUGCCAUCGAGGCCCUCAACAUCAUGGAGGAGGAUCCAGAUAUAUUCACGGUCCUGAGGGAAAAGUGCAAACGUGUUUACACGGCGUUACAGGGAACUCCGGGUCUGAAGUUAGUAGGAGUGCAGUUUGCCCCGGCGCUACACUUACAGCUGGAGAGAAGUUCGGGCUCCCGAGACUCUGACACGCAGCUGCUCCGCACCAUUGUAGAAUAUUGUAUGGAGAGAGGAGUGGCUCUGACCCUGGCUCGGUACCUGGAGAAAGAGGAGCGUUUCCUCCCCUCCCCCAGUAUCAGGGUGGUGGUCACCAUCGAGCAGACAGACCAGGACAUCCAGAAGGCCGUGUCUUGUAUCCAGGAGGCAGCGUCAGCCAUCCUCAAAUGACUGGCCACCCGGAGCACACAUCCCUGGGGCGUUAGCAGCCGUCCACUCAGGGGGCGGGGUCGGACAGCACUGGGAGGGGACACUCCCGACUCUACGUGUCAUCAUUAUUGUUACUGACAAUUCCACGUUCUAUCUGCCAGCCUGGCCUUUGUUUUUUCUCUUUUAAUUCUCUGCCUCUCUCUUUUGUUCUCAUCCAUCAUGUGUAGGGCUGGGUAUCGUUCUAAAAUAUUCCAUACCGUGACUUUGAUACUGUGUCCUAAAUGAUACUUUGUCCCAUACCAAUUUUAUAAAAAUAAAAUAACAACAUUGCACAUUACGGCACAAAUCUUUGUAUUUAUUUCUCAGCUCCCACUACGUGAGCCCCAUCUCUGUGUAACGUUAGACAGCCAAUCACAGACAUUAUUAGAUCUUGGUAGAAGCAUGCUGCAUGCUGAUUGGCUCACUGAUGCUGAUGAGAUUUACUCCUUAGAUGUUGAAAUUGGGUAUUGAAUGACGAGGCAUUUUUCAAUACUCAAUACUUUAGAGGCAGUUCGUCCGGUGCCUUAAAAGUCCUGAAUUGGGUACCCAGCCUUUAUCAUGUGUCAUAAUCAUACUGUGCGCACUACAUGUUGUACAUUGUUAUGAAUGUAAGAGCAAGCCUCCAGCGGGACUGUCUGCAGCCGACUUCUUGCUGUGAACGAUAAUCCCCCGUCACUAAUAAAGAACCAACUGCAGUGAGAAUCUCCACAGACCAAAUGACCUGUUGCUUUCUAUGCACUGACCAAAGAGGAGAGGCGUUUGCAGUCGACUGGUUCAUGAACUGUACGUGAGGGUUGUGAUUUCUAUGUCACUGAUUGUUUUACCACAAAUACACACCGAGAUUUACACCUGGA
This is a messenger RNA of Perca fluviatilis (European perch), 2347 nucleotides long. It is a transcript of the gene sptlc1, whose product is annotated as serine palmitoyltransferase, long chain base subunit 1. Lineage: Eukaryota; Metazoa; Chordata; Actinopteri; Perciformes; Percidae. The record is from RefSeq and is a predicted model, not a curated record. The transcript has 15 exons. Gene Ontology annotation, molecular function: serine C-palmitoyltransferase activity; pyridoxal phosphate binding. The coding region runs from base 57 to 1475 and encodes 472 amino acids. Gene Ontology annotation, biological process: sphingosine biosynthetic process; ceramide biosynthetic process. Gene Ontology annotation, cellular component: endoplasmic reticulum.